Haliotis rufescens (red abalone) is the source of this 2277-nucleotide messenger RNA. Its product is annotated as nuclear receptor coactivator 5-like. Gene Ontology annotation, molecular function: RNA binding. Lineage: Eukaryota; Metazoa; Mollusca; Gastropoda; Lepetellida; Haliotidae. The coding region runs from base 110 to 2023 and encodes 637 amino acids. The record is from RefSeq and is a predicted model, not a curated record. The transcript has 10 exons.
UGCAAACAGGACUGUGAAACGCGAGGAGUCGUUCGGGCGAAGAAGGAAAGCCAAUCAAUUUGUCAUUUUAUGCCGACAUUUGUCCAUAGCAGUUGCAGCAUUAUUCUCGAUGCCAAGAAGCCCUUACCGACGCCGGAGGAGCAGCAGUAGCUCCUCCUCCAACUCAUCAAACAGCAAAUCCCGGAGCCGGAAUAAGCGCAACAGGUCCCGCAGCAAAAGCCCUCGACAUCACAGAGGACAUACUUCUCGAGGUCAAAGAUCCAAGAGUAGAGAGUCCAGUCGCCAACGUAAAAAUUCAGUUAGUCCAGUGCCAGAGAGACCUAUAUCUAGUGAUGACCCCAAGUAUUUGAAUGCAAGGAUCUUUGUUGGACAUCUGCCAUCUGACAGAAUAACUAGAGAAGAAUUAGAGAAACAUUUUCUUCCAUAUGGGAAUAUUCUUGAUGCAUCUGUGCAUCCAAGGGGUUAUGGAUUUGUCCAAUUUGUAAACGAAGCCGAUGCCAGAAAUGCUGUUGAAAAAGAGCAGAGAUCAUUAAUUAAAGGGUCCUUAGUCGACGUGAAGAUGGCAGCAGAGGGCCGGAGAGAACGUGUCAUGGUUCGGGAGCGCAGGCGUUCUCCACCCCCAUUUGCAGAUCAUCCAGCAAGUUAUCCAAGAGAACGUGAACGAGAGCCACUGGUGAGAGGUCCCCCUGUUGCUCGAGAUCGAUCACCAGUUAGAGACCCCUAUGAUGACCGAUAUAGAGACCCGUACAGAGAACCCAGAGACCCAGCAAGGCCACCACCACCACCAAGAGAGGCUCGAGACCCUUAUUAUGAUGACCCCUAUAGACGACCGCCUCCACCAGACCCCUACUAUGACAGAUAUAGAGAUGACCCUUACAGACGUGACCCAUAUGCUGCCGACCCUUACAGAGAUCCAUACCGAGACCCCUACUAUGACCCUCCACCACAAAGGAAGCCACCGCCAGCACCGGCUGAGUGUGUUGUUGUUAUCAUGACCAACAAACUCCGAACGUAUGGUGAGACCAUUGAACGCCAAGUGAAGAUUUUGAACCUAAUCACGGAUCUGGUCGUGAUCCCAGAGGACAGAACGCUGUCUCAACAGAUCGAGGAUAUCUCUCAUCGUGGAGGCUUGUUUGCCAUUGUCAUCAACAGUCAGAACGAGCUGCAUCGCUCUCUCACCCUCAACAUUCUGCAUGGAAGUCCACAAGAACACAGGAAUAUGCCCGUUGAAGAUGCUAUGAGCCUUGUUGGCCGCAGUUUUGAGAAAUAUGUGCAGACGCUGAAGGAGAAAGCUGCUGGUGCGGCGGCCCCUGCUGCUGCUGCUGCUGCUGUUGUUGCCGCUCCUGUAGCAACACCUGCCGCUGGGGCACGGCCACCCCCAUUCUUACCCCCUUCCAAAGAGGUGUCUUAUUUGCUUAACCUUCUGGCUGACAAUCGCCAGCUUACCUUGGAGGAGUUGGAUAAGAUUAUCAUGUACUUAAGAGAUAGGAGGGACAAGAUGAUUGAGUCGGAGAGAAGACCAGUGGCAGGAGGAGAUGUUGGGUACCGUGAACCUGCACCAAGCGCACAACUUCUUCAAGAAGAUGGUCUGCUUCAGCAACAACAGCAACAAGAACUUCAGACCAAGAUCCUCAGCAUUCUCAAUGGUAGUGGACAGCCGACUGCAGGAGGGUCAGUUGGAAUUCCCCAAACCCACAUGUCCAGCCAUGGUCAACCUCCUCCUGUAGCCCCAGCCUCAGGCUCUGGCAGUGUUAACACAGCACUUAUCAACUUUGACAACCCAAGUGUUCAGAAGGCUCUUGACAACCUGAUCCAGAGUGGCCCCAAUCUGUUGAGGAACAUCAGUGCUGCCUCCAGUACCCAAAGCGCCCAGACAGCUUCAGGCCCUCAUAUGGCCAGGGACCUGUCUGGCCGACCUGGUCUCCUGAACACCCCUGGCAUCCCUCGCCCGAGUUACACCCAACAGGGCAUGGCCACAGCUCCCCCUGUUAGAGGAAUGCCAGUUGCUCGUCCACGAUACUAAGGUCACACCACAGCUUCUAAGAAUAUUCAUAAGGUGCAGCCUUCACUGUAUAUCAACUCAUGUCAUUGUGUUUUAUGUCAAUUGAAUCAUGGUUAGUGUCUUGUCAUUUUGUCACAUUCAAUCUUUAUUUUGUCUUUUAAUGAAUCUGUUACGUUUCACAUUCAGUAUUUUAGCAGGAAUGUGAUAAUAUGACAUGAAUAGUCUGAAAGAGUACAUGCUGUAUCUGUUACACUUCAAUAAAAUAAUAAGCUUUA